AUAUAUUAUUUUUGAACAUUUUUCCUUUGUAAAGCACCUUAAACCCGAAAUUUGAAUACACUUCAUCGUACUUGUCGCGGUUCAACCUUCGAUAAUAAGACGUUAUUCAGUGGUCAUCCGGUGACACCUGAAUUGUCAAGCUGUGUGCCACGCAAUUCUGAAAUUUGUUCUCGAAUUAACAACCUCAAUUACAUCGAAUACUCAAAAGACCACAUUAUUCUUCGUCCAUUUUGCACAAUGAGAACCACUAAUGAGGAAUACAAUGCAAGUGACAUGUGCGAAUGUUAAAACUGUUUGGUGAAUAAGUGAAAUUUUUAUAGUAAUCAUUUUGAUGUAUGUACCAGGGUAAUAAAUUAAAGGAUGAAAUUAUUCUGCUCGACGAGUUUACGUAAUUUAAGCUCGUCAUAGCAAAAACUCAGCCAAGGAGUUUAUUAACAAUGAACAAAACUCAUAUGGAUAAAAGACUGAAUCAAUUGCCAACUUGGCUGUGGACUAAUUCCACUACUUUACCACCAAUCUAUAAAAUGGUAUGGGAAGCAGUACGAGAAGACAAAGUUAGAUCAAAUGGAAUGCAAAGCGAGUUACUUGUUGACACGAAUAAAGUCUUUCCUUUAUUGCUCACUAGUCAGCUUCCUACGGAAGUUCUUGGACACAUAUGGAAUUUGGCAAAUCAAAAAUACGCUGGGCAACUUACAGAGCAAGAAUUAUAUAUUGUUCUUGCUCUUGUUGCUGCAGCACAGGCUUCGUAUACAUUUAAUAGUUUAGAUAUAUUACAUUUACUUCCAUUUCCACCAACUCCAUACCUAAACAUUGAAUGUUUAAUGAACUUACAGCCUAUGACUCAAUUAAAUUCUGCAACUAAAUUUCAAAAUCUUAAUGACACCACUGAGGUUGGUUUUAUAGACUCAGAUGGAAAAUAUUCUUCAGAAAUAAAGAACAGAGUUAAAUUGCAUCAACAUGGAAUCAUAUCUUCAGAUUUAAAUGUGCAAAUGAUAAACAGUGUACCUGGAAAAGUUUCAUGUUUUGAUAAUAGAUCUUAUGCCUCCUCUACUGCAAUAUGGGAUUCAAACAGUGUAUUGAAGGAUACAAAACAAGUUUCUUGCUCUCAGUUAGAUUCUAAGUAUUCAACAACAACGGAUCCGUGUGAUGAUUUUUCAGAGUUUCAGAGUGCUCCAAUUCCAAAUACUCCUAACAUUCCAAUAUGGGACACAAAACAAGGAUCAGCUAUUGGCAGCAGAUUAGCAAAUCAUAACUUAGGUGUUAAGAAACCUAUGGAAAAGUCAAAAAAAAAUAAUAUAAAUACUAAAUCUGCUCAUGGCACUAUUCAAACACGUAUUACACCAUCAUCUUUAAAUACAGUAUCUCAGAAUAAAGAUCAACCACAGUUAGAAUGUUUACCAGAACUGUUUCCAAAGUGCACGAUAAAGAAUCAGUCCAAAACAGUAAUACUUAAGGACACAGUGAUAAGGAACAAUGAUCCACCCAAAGACCAUAGUGAACAUGUAAAAGAUCACACAAAUACAGAAGUUAUAUAUUUAAGUAACGAUAAAGAUAUACCCAACAAACUAGAAUGCAUAGGAAAGGCUGCAGUAAGAUCAUCAGAAGUUACUCAACAGGAUCUUAUGAGUCUUCAACUUGUUGAAGACAAAUAUAGUGCCUUGCGUGCACUGGUUCAGGAAACAUUUGUAACCACGGAAUCAGAUCCAAACGCAAGUUGUAAUAAUCAGUCGCUCGAUGAAUUUGGAGAGUUUGUGUCCGCGGAACAGCCUGCUACUGAAACUCCUGCCACAAAUGCUUUAGAUACCAACAGUUUUGCCGAUAUUUUUACAGAGUUGGACUUUAAAUCUAAUAACAAUAAUGCAAACACUGCAGAUUUCAAUCUCAUGCCAGAAAUUUCUGAAUCGUUUGACAAUCUUAAACUUGAAGAUGCUGUAGAAGAACGAUCAUUAGAGAUGGGUAAAAUUCUACAGAAGGAAGAUGCCAUAUCAAUUAAUAGUAUAGAAUUCAUGAAUAGUGCAUCUAAUGCAUUAACCCGAUCAGGAUCUGUGCCUAGUUUAGAUCUUAAGUCUUUCUUACCUUCAAAUGCAGAGGAUGAGCUAAUAGUAGAUACCACACAUCAGGCAGAAUAUUGGGAAUGGAAACAAUACAUGGAAAGCUGUGUAUUAUUAUUGCAAGUAGCUGCAAAUAUAUUUACAAAUAUUAGUUCAGAACUUGUACUUAAUGAAGUUUUAAAUUCGGCGCAAGGAUAUAAUUUCCUUUGCAAUUUAGCUGAAGUUGCGGCUGUUUGUAGACGUGUUAAUUUUUCGUAUAAAGAAAUGGACAUCAAUAUAAUAGGUUUUGACGAAUUGCUAAUGGAUAUUGAUCGAAUUUGGGCAGAAAUGGAACCAUUUUACGCCAACAUACCAAUAGUUACGGAAUUACCAGCUUGGCCUUUACAUCAAGGAGAAGCCAUUUGUUGUUCACUUUGUUUAACGAUUAUUACUAGUGGCGGGGUAGUUUAUAAUGAAAAUAAUUAUCACGUUACUUGUGCAAAUCUAUGGCUUAAUUGUGUUAACAGUCAGUUGCCGGUGAUGCGGCAUCCGUCUUUUUAUUCUCAUUCAAACGUAUGUCCAGGUAACAAUCACAUUUGAUACUAAUCUGCGUAACGAAAAAGAAACUUAUGUUCAUAAACUUUUAUGUACACAUAUUAACUUAUUACGCAAAGAUUUGUAGGAAGCAAAGCCGACUAAUUUUAUAUUUCAGUAACAAUUAGAAAAUCAAAUGUUAACAUUUUUUUAAUAAUUAAUACAUAAUGUAAUACGAAUACGGAAUACGUGUACGAUAAGAGAGAAUGAUGGAUUCCACACAAGUUGUACAUAUGCUUUAAAUUCAAAAGUUUUCAAGAUAUUAUAAACUAGUCCAUUUAAAAAUCUGUACAAACAUUAAAAAAGUUAGAAAAGAAUAACGAUAUAAUGUAAUCGUUCGAAAUAGGGAGAAAGUGAAGUCGCGGGGAAAUCUCAGAAAAUUUUAAACAUAGUCAAAAAGGUUGAAGGAAUGCAAGCAAAUUCUUAAACCUAAACAAAAGUUCAUAUCAAUCAAAUUGAAUUAAUAUUUUCGAGAAGAUCUUAUAAAAUUCUUAGUGCAAAUAUGAGACAAAAAUUAAUAUAUUAUUCUAUUAACGAUAACAAUAGAAUAUGGUAGUGAUCUUACAAGUUCAAAAUUAUCGUUGACUUGUAUCGCGUGGUCUAUACGCUAUCCCUCUGCUUUUCAUCUCUCUUAUAACACCCGCUGGUAAUCGACCUGACACCGAUAUUGCGUAUACGCCUUUACAGAAUCGAUCUGAAA
Molecule: messenger RNA, 3324 nt
Organism: Megachile rotundata (alfalfa leafcutting bee)
Lineage: Eukaryota; Metazoa; Arthropoda; Insecta; Hymenoptera; Megachilidae
Cellular component (GO): clathrin coat of trans-Golgi network vesicle
Molecular function (GO): protein binding
Source: RefSeq, a predicted model, not a curated record